This is a messenger RNA of Talpa occidentalis (Iberian mole), 1227 nucleotides long. RefSeq names its product coiled-coil domain-containing protein 191-like. Gene Ontology annotation, molecular function: phosphatase binding. The record is from RefSeq and is a predicted model, not a curated record. Lineage: Eukaryota; Metazoa; Chordata; Mammalia; Eulipotyphla; Talpidae.
UGCUUUGUUGCUUAGAAAACAACAACUGGCCACUGAGUAUAACCGAAAACAAGUUCUCCGACAGCGCUUUGCGGAAUGGCAGCGUUGGCAUCGCGCAGAGAUCCUAAAGAGAGAGCUAACUCUAGCAAAGGAAGAAACCAGAAAAAUGAAUGAGCUGCUGAAGGCAGCAUCACUGGGGAAACUCAGUGCAAGUGGGUCAUCGGGCUUCUGUAUACUUGAGGAGGCAACAUCCACAGUGGAUCCACCUAUAAGAAAUGGAGAGGUGACUGCCAUGUCCCAUUUGUGGGAAAAGCCUCCAUCAGAAUGCAAUGAUUUUAUGCUCAGCCCCCCAUUGGGACGACCAACAAAGAGCAGCAUACAGGUUCCCCUCCAAAAUGUCCCUCAGAACACAUCUGACAAUAAGCAGCACAAGACCCUGGAUGUUGAGCCCUCCCAACAGCCUGGCGGCAGUGAGAAACUCAGAACUACCAGUCAGAAAUCAGAACCUAUUUGCAUGGGUCAUUUCCACAAUCGCCAUAUCUUCCAGCAACAGCUGAUUGAAAAACAAAAGAAGAAACUUCAGGAACAACAGAAAACAAUUCUGGAAUUGAAGGAAAGCCAGCGGUUGGCAGAGGCUCGGUGGGCAGCUGAGCGUGCUGCAUCAGUCACAGAGGCACAGGGCCGCCUAUUAUCAAACCCCAGAGAAGAAGAACCAAAAAGAACCCCUCAAUUACUUCCAAAUUCGCCUGUUACUUCCCCUGGGACUGAAGGCAGUGGAAGUGACUCCCGAAAUUCUCUUUCUGGAUCCAGAAGGAACCCAAGGCAGCUGAUGGCACCCCAUUCCAUACUGAAAGCCAUGGAAGAGAGAGCAGCUCAGCGAGCUGAACGUAGGCGGAUCUUGGCAGAGAGGAAGAAAAAACAAGAAGAGGAGAAAUUGGCCCAGUUAAAAGCCCUAGAAGAAGAGCGUCAGAAAAGGGAGGCAGAAGAAAAGGAAGCUCAACUUGAGAAAAAGCGACAAGAGAAGAAACUGAAGAAAAUGAAAGAACUAGAGAAGCAGAAGAGAAUUAAGAGAAACCAGCAGAUGGAAGCAAUAGCCAAAGAACAUUAUGAAAGGGUCUUGCUAAGAAAAAAUGGUCUGGAGCCUUGGAAGAGAUUGAGAAUACAAAGCAAGCAAAACAUGCAGGUACAGUGUCAUACUCUUGCCCCCACCCCCCCAAAUUAGAAAAUGGACUUUUCAAAUAGGAUAAA